Messenger RNA from Haliotis rufescens (red abalone), 4502 nucleotides. Its product is annotated as serine/threonine-protein kinase greatwall-like. Gene Ontology annotation, biological process: intracellular signal transduction; peptidyl-serine phosphorylation. The coding region runs from base 113 to 3496 and encodes 1127 amino acids. Gene Ontology annotation, cellular component: nucleus. Gene Ontology annotation, molecular function: ATP binding; protein serine/threonine kinase activity. Lineage: Eukaryota; Metazoa; Mollusca; Gastropoda; Lepetellida; Haliotidae. The transcript is spliced from 14 exons. The record is from RefSeq and is a predicted model, not a curated record.
UUUCCGGCCUUAUUCAAAGGCGGUUGAUACAAACUCAGGAAGGUUGUUUCUGUUCGUGUGGUGUUAAUAAUGCCACCAUAAUAGCGUUGUUUGCACAACGUAUUCUCUGAAUAUGAAGCAUAACGGUAACAAUAAGGAAAACCACGUCGACAGAUUCUUGGAGGUAGAUGAUAUUCCUCAAAAUGGAGGUGCAAAGCUACCGUCAAUCACAGAUUUCAGUUUCAUCAAACCAAUCAGCAAGGGAGCAUUUGGCAAGGUGUUUCUUGGCCAGAAGAAACUGGCCCCAGACAAGCUGUAUGCCAUCAAAGUCAUGAAGAAGGCCGACCUUGUGAACAAGAACCUCAUGAAGCAGGUGAUGGCUGAACGAGAUGCUCUGGCUGCAUCAAGGAGUCCAUUUGUGGUCCAACUGUACUACUCCCUCCAGUCUCAGCAGAACAUCUUCCUGAUCAUGGAGUACCUGAUUGGGGGAGAUGUCAAGAGUCUCCUGGCCAUCUACGGAUACUUUGAUGAGGAGAUGGCUGUCAUGUAUGCUGCUGAAGUGGCUUUGGCACUGGAGUACCUCCACAGUCAGGGCAUCAUACACAGGGACCUGAAGCCUGACAACAUGUUGGUAACAGAUCAAGGUCACAUCAAACUCACAGACUUCGGACUGUCCAAGGUAUCACUAGAUACAGUGGACGACUUCCAGAAGCCGGCAUAUGAUGCCAGCAGCAAGUUCCACAUCUACCGCACACCCGGACAGAUACUGUCUCUCAGGUCCUCCCUGGCAUUUAACUUGCCAUCAACCAGAAAAGCAAAGAAACCUGCACUGUUUGUCAGUCCAAUGCCUUCAGGUCAGAGGUCAACCUGUUGUAGUCCCCGUCCUCUGGGGGACAAGUCCCCGUUCUGCAGCCCCCUUCGGACCUACAGCACCACAUCCCCCUUGUUACGCAUCUCCCUCACCCCCUCCAGGAGGGGCUACCCAGAGAAGAAGAGGAACAUCUCUACUGGUGAUGAUGACCGCCCGCCCGCCCCCGUCCAGAGUCUCACACCAACUUUACAGGACUCUCUGAACUGGAGCCAAUCGGAAGCAGAGAGCACGGGGAACAGAUCUAGGAAGAAGGUCAGCACUGACAGCGAUCUGGAGACUUCUGAACCCAAAGCUAGCCUGUUCAGUCAGUCCGGGGACAGUGUGUUCUCGUCCACAGAAACAGAUCAGGACAAGCGAGAGUUGUCAUCUUGUGACCGAUCUCAGGACGAUGGUUGUCAGAGUCACGAGAAGACGUCUUCAAGACAGGAAAGCUUCUCUGAGGAAACUCCGCAACUUCAUCGGACUGAUGAAGCAGUGUGGAACUCGUAUGCUGCUCGCAACCUGCGCAGUAUGAGAGAGGGGUCUUACAGUGAAGAGAGUGAGGCUGACACCAGAGCCCACUCCAUGUCUGACGCUGACCUCAGCGUCUCCUACCUGGACUCGUCCGUGGAGUCCGGCCGCUUCACCAGCAUGUCUAACCGGGGCAGCAGUGGUUACAGCUACCCCUCUGACGAUGAGGCAGAGACCAGUCAACAAAGCUUGCGGUGUCGUGCUCAGCGGAGGAGAAGCUUUGAGUACUCGGAUGACAGCGCUCUGUCUCGACGGAGCAGCGUUGGCGUGCACGUGAUGGGGGUGAUCCGUGAAGAGAAACUGUCAUCCCGGGUUGGGAGCGUGUCAGACUGGCAGGGCAGUAGAGAUGGCCAGGACUGGAGAAACAUGGACGAAGAUAACUGUGAACUCGGCGACUGUGAUGUGAGCAUUGGGCAGAAGGAUGAGCGGUGUCGGUUGACAUUCCUCAGCAGUUCCAGUGAAGACAGUCAGGUUCCGUCCCAAGUGUCCAACACAGGUCUUACCCAGGAGAUCAGUUUGUUAACAUUCAGGCCUAGGGAGGACAGUCAGGACCCGUCCCAAGGACCCAGCACUGGUCUUACCCAGGAGGUCAGGUCCCAAACAGUCCAGUCCAGGGAGGAGGUGCAGGAUCCUCCACAUGAUGGUGCUUCUGAUGUCUUCAUGCCAGGCAUCAGAGCUGUUAGUUCUCCCCGAGUCCCCAACACCGGACUGACGCAGGAGAUCAGGACACUUGCGUUGAGUUCAGCCAGGAAAAAAUGGGAAGCUGAUGGGAAGAAAGACAAAAUUGCAGACUGUAACGACAGGAAGAAAACUGCCUUGGUAUCAGCUGCUACCAAUAAGCUGAAGAAGGACUUGAUGUCGGUGCCACGGAGCUCUGGGUUGACGCAGGACUUCUCAGGGCUGGAUCUGGCAGAUCAUGUGAUGAAGCAGACUAGGAAGAUACGCUUCAAGAGGGUGGACAGCACUUCAAGCUUGCCAGAUGUUACUGAAAUGUCCAAAUCUCGGAAAAGAACUUACGGUGACAUAGAAAAUUGCAUGAAGUCAUCCACGGAGGGUGGUGAGAUUGAGGAACAGUUAUAUGGAGAUGAACAUUUGCGUAAAAGAAGCAAUGUCGAGUCAGUUACGAGUAAAGAUUGUGUUGACGUUGACCUCAAUGAAGGUAACUUCCGUUGCCAUGAUGGCAGUAACACGAGUGAUGGUUCCUCGGCAGAGUCAUCUCCCCUUGUGGCCCCUGAGGUCGUAGCUUCGGAGUCUGGUGCGAUGAAGAGUCCGCCAUACACCGUGGUGGUGAUGCACACCUCCCCCGACCCCUCCCCUGUGGGUCUGCCCCCCUCCCCCCCUGCCCCCCGACCUUGUAUACACAGGAAGAAGGACCUUCCAAUCAGCCCGGUGUACGGGUCGGGACAUAAGAAACGGUUCUUCGGCGGUGACGACACUGUGUUCAAGUCUCCGAUGCCGCAGAGCUCGUGUGGAUGUCCUAGUCGAGCAGUGCACCGCAACAGCAAGUCCUCCCUCAAAGACAGCCCCAUGAUCACGCCAGAGAGGGCGGCGCGCAGGAGAGUGUCUCUCGCCCCGUCGGCCUUCACGCCAGCCAACCCCCACAAGACCCCCUUCCUCACACCCUUCCGGGCCGCGGCCCAGAGAACACCAUUCCGAACACCCAAGAGUGUCCGAAGAGGGGCCCCACAACCAGAGGAAGAGCAGAGGAUUCUGGGAACCCCGGACUAUCUGGCUCCCGAGAUUCUGCUACAGAAACCACAUGGCAUGGCCGUCGACUGGUGGGCUCUCGGAGUCUGUCUGUUCGAGUUCCUCACUGGCAUCCCGCCCUUCAAUGAUCAAAACCCAGAGUCGGUCUUUGAAAACAUCCUGAACAGAGACAUCCCGUGGCCGGACGAGGAGGAAGCACUGAGUCAGCAGGCCCAGGACGCCAUUGACCGUCUGCUCACCACCAACCCAGACGACCGACCUGGAGCCAAAGAUGUGAGACAACUGCCCCUGUUUUCUGCGGUCGACUGGGACCAUGUCCUGGAUAUGGAGCCGGCCUUUGUUCCUCAACCAGAUGACGAGACAGACACAACUUACUUUGAAGCACGGAACACCUUGCAGAACUUGAUUGUGAGUGCCGUGGAUCUGUGAGAGCUGUUGAUCUAGGAGUGCCGUCGAUCUGUGGACCUAGGAGUGCCGUGGAUAUGUGAGAGCUGUGGAUCUAGGAGUGCCGUGGAUCUGUGAGAGCUGUGGAUCUAGGAGUGCCGUGGAUCUAGGAGUGCUGUGGAUCUGUGAGCACUCUGAAUCUAGGAGUGCCGUGGAUCUGUGAGCACUCUGAAUCUAGGAGCGCUGUGUAUCUUUGAGCACUUUGAAUCUAUAUAGGACAUGUAGAUUCGCCUCUCAGGGCUUCAUACAACAUAUGGCCCUGCUGUAUUGACACAUCGACACAUGGCCCUGCUGUAUUGACACAUCGACACAUGGCCCUGCUUGGUGGGGAUGGUGAGAUGUUUAACAAUGUUGACAAAUGUGUGUAUGCGUUGUUAUUCAUAACUAACAUAACAAUGACCUAUUGUAGAAGUCUGUAUUCGACAGUACCAACACUGUACGCUGCUGUUAGACAUCAAGUACCAGCCUGUCAUGGAUGUGUACUUCUUAGUAUUUAUUGCUUCAACUUUUACCGUAGGGGAACCAAGUGCCACGCGUCUGGCCGUGCUUCUCACAGGGACGGAAUACUUCUACGUUAGUAACAUUGCCAUGGAGGAUUUUAACAAGGUUUUACACGUGUCUCAUCUGUACAGCCAAUGAUCUUGUUUCCUGAGGAUCUAUGGGAGUACACGCAGCUUGAGUAUUGUAACUGUAGUUGAUGGUCGACCGGGAGGGCUUCUGAUACCUAGUCAUGAAGAGUUCACCAGUGUGUCUCUGUUGUAGAGUAGACUGUAGCUAGUGGAUGGUAGAUAGGUUGUGUUGUGUUCUGGCUCACAUGUUUACCAGGGAUAUAACACCAUCCUCGUCCACCAGCAGUCUCAUCACAGGUGACUAACGGGGUCGAUGCGGUGGAGAUCCGGGGUAGAAUAGGUUUUCAACAACCCAUGCUUGCUGUAAGAGGCAAUUAUGCCUGUCCUAAGAGGCGACUAGCAGGAUCCGGUGGUCAGGCUUG